GCAGAUCCUGACGGUACAGAUUGAAUUAGUCCUCCGCAAUUUGAGAGAUAGCAGCACAGAAGUAGACAACGUAGUGUUUUGUAAGCGCAUCGUAUUGCUUCUGUGCGUUAUAAUCACAAGGUCAAUAAGAUCUGGAAAUGUUAUGUCAGAGUAGGUUCUUCUGGAGAUACCAAAGGCAGUAUCUGGCCCUCUGAAAGUCCUCAGCCACUGAAUGAGAAAGAGGGGCCAGAGAGCAGCCACUCCCAGCCUGCGGAGAUCUCAGACUCCCCCAGCAGUUUGGGGGAAGAGGGGAUGUUGAAGACAAUGGCUUACAGCUGGGGAGCCCAGUUGCUCAAGCUGUGUGGAUAGCUGCCUGUGUUGAACACAAAGGAAGAGACAGGAAUCCUACAUCUUUCACUCGGCUUUAAGAAAUCACCCGAGCAGAUUAAUACGGACUUGUGUCUGGUGCCCCUUUUUUUGUACAAAGCCUGCCUUGAAAGAGAACGCAUUGGUAUUUAAUGAGCUGUGAGAUGAGGCCUUGCUGCUAACAGUCAGUGGAGAAAGGAUUCAUCGUCCAUUCAUCGGGCUUGAUGUACAUGUUUCUAAGCAGUACUCUGAGGAGAGCCUACAACGGAAUCCAAAACGGCUGCUGGGGAAAGACCAUUAAACAUGCCUACAGAAACACUACAGACAGAUAGCAUGGUCAAGCCUGUCGGCCAAGCAACUACAUUUACUUCUGCUGUACCUCUCCGCAUUCUCAACAAAGGGCCGGAUUAUUUCCGCAGGCAGGCAGAACCCAACCCUAAAAGACUGAGCGCGGUUGAGAGGCUGGAAGCGGACAAGGCAAAAUAUGUGAAAAGUCAAGAAGUGAUAAAUGCAAAGCAGGAGCCUGUGAAGCCAGCAGUGUUAGCCAAGCCCCCUGUAUGCCCUGUCACAAAAAGGGCAGGAAGCAGCCCAGCCCUGAAAGCUUCCAACAAUAACUCCAAGUCGGACAGCAGUGUGAAAAGAGAGAAUCUGAACCUGGAAAUCCUGAAAAAUAUCAUCAACAGUUCAGAGGGAUCUUCCUCCGGGACGGCGCAUAAACAUAGUGCCAGAAGCUGGGCUCCUCAUAGGUCGGAAUCGACAGAGCUUAACCGACGGUCGUUUGCGGAGUCGCUGAAAGUGUUCCCCACUCAAGGUCACUCAAGCCCCCAGGGAAGUAACCUAAAUAUCAGUAAACGCCUGUUUGAAGAGCAGUCUAGUGAUUCAUCACUGCAUGUGUCCCAUAGUUCUUCGGAUAUUAGAAGAAUAUGUAAUGGCAAGCCAUUCAAAGCGACACCCAGCAGUAGUUCUGCACCACCCUUGCCGCCUAAGCCCAACAUCACCGCCUCCAGUACGCUUAAAUCGCCGGAAAAUGAUGCUGGAGAGCCAGACAGUGGUGUAAGCAGGAGACCCUCUCUCCACAGAUCGAAGUCUGAUCUAAGUGACAGAUAUGCUCGCGCUAGUGCAGAUGUUGAACGUUUUUUUAAUUACUGUGGACUGGAUCCUGAAGAACUUGAAAAUUUCGGUGUGGAGAACUUCACCCGGGCAAACUCGGAUAUCAUUUCUCUCAACUUUCGCAGCGCAAGCAUGAUCAGUUCAGACUGUGAGCAAUCAAGACAUAGCAAUGACGACCUAACAGACGAUGAGGACGCCAAUGAACGAGUACCUUAUGGCAUCUCUGCAGUUGAAAGAAAUGCCAGAGUCAUCAAAUGGCUCUAUAGCAUCAAGCAAGCCCGCGAAUCGCAGAAAGUGUCUCACGUUUGAGAAAGGACCCAGAGGUUUUUUUUCUUUGCUUUUUGAUUUUGAAAAAUAUAGUCUGUGAAUCUUAUAUUGGUGGUUAAGUCUGACUUUCACAGCCUCUCAAUUGCUUUGCGUUAAAUGUGCAAUGUCUUGAGAUUCUGCAUGCUUGUCGACAUGCAAUGUAACUUGGCCUCCAGCUAAAGAAACAAACUUAAGUAAAUCAGUAUAUUGAAGAUGGGUGCCAUUCAAGGCCCCAUGUCUUAAGAGUACAGUAUUUUGCUUAUAUCAGUCGAACAUAUAGGCGUCAUUUCUUUUAGGUGCAUUUUUUUCAUGCUAUGCCAUUUCAUGAAACAUUUGACAUUGACAUUUAAUCUUGCAGCCAUAUCAGUAUGACUUCAAAGAUGCAAAGAAUUACAAUCAUUAGGAAAGCUUUGUAAUGUGUGUGGAUGCAGUCAUACUGUUUGUAUAUAGAUUCAUGGGCUGUGGAAGCAUGUUACAGUCCACAGUAGGUGUAUUCUCAAUGACAUGUAGCUUUUCCAUUGAGCUGUCCAGUUUUGCACUGGUAAUGUGGUGCAAACAGUACAUCAUCUGCAUUCUGUGGUUCAUUUUCAUCUAUAUCAACAUAUAUACUGUUUAUAUUGACAGCUAAUAGUGUGGUACAAUGGAAUGAAAGUUUUGUGAGUAUGACCUCAUAAGUUGUAGUAUUUAUAUGUCAUGUGCAUUACAGUAUGGCAGUCUACACUUCAUUGUCAAAUAGAAACGUUUAUUUUUAUUGUGUAAAUUCUGUAAGGAUAUGUACAUACCUUCUAAGUCAUUACCAAAUCUGUAAAGAGGAGUCUGUUAUGCUAAUAAAUAGCUCUGGGUUCAUUUAUUCUUCUCAUGGUUCUUGCAUUGCAAGAGUGUUCAUAAAGCCUAUAAAAAGCAUAUGUCUCAUUUCAAAGACGUUUGUGUUGACUGUUCGCAGAAAAUUUGCUUAACAUUUUUUUGUCGUCCGUUAAUUUUGCAACACUGUAAAAUAAUACAAAAACAUUCAUUUGUUUCUAUCUUUUCAUACCCCUAAAUUGAUCUGAAAAGAGAUGUUACCGCUCCACAAUUUUAGUAAAACUUCAGUGAGCAAAAUUACUACUCGGUUUUGUCUGUGAAAUGUUGUUGGGUCAAAGUAUAAGCUUGGGAUAUGUUACAUUUAUAUGAGGAAAAUAAUGUGAAUACCUAGAAGGUGGCUUAAAUGGGAAAUGCAUUGCAGACCCAAAAGUACAUGUAUUGUAUAUGGUGAGCAUAAAUGUCAAAGAACAUUAAACUUUGCUGUGAGAGGGUUGCUAUGGGAAAUUCUGGAGUUUGCGGAGGUCACAUAUAGGUUAUGUUUCAAGUUCUAUGUAACUUAUGUUCUUCAUGUAAUUCUCUGCAGGCUGCUGAGGUUUAAUAUAGCGGUUGCUUCAAAAUGAUUUUGAAGAUCAGCUCCUAAUCAUGGCAUUAGUUCCACCCACCAGGAAUUAGAAAAAGAAGUGCUGUUGUUGUUAGAAAUGUUGUGUGUACUAUCUAUUUCUACUUUGCUUUGUUACAGUUAGAAAUUGCACACUUGAAUUUGAAUAAAUCACCUCUGAACUCUUUAA
Molecule: messenger RNA, 3350 nt
Organism: Lepisosteus oculatus (spotted gar)
Lineage: Eukaryota; Metazoa; Chordata; Actinopteri; Semionotiformes; Lepisosteidae
Gene: fam110b
Product: family with sequence similarity 110 member B
Source: RefSeq, a predicted model, not a curated record